Molecule: messenger RNA, 465 nt
Organism: Papaver somniferum (opium poppy)
Lineage: Eukaryota; Viridiplantae; Streptophyta; Magnoliopsida; Ranunculales; Papaveraceae
Exons: 1
Coding region: 1-465 (154 amino acids)
Source: RefSeq, a predicted model, not a curated record
AUGGAAAAUCCAGAAUGGUGCAUUGCUUUUCAUAAUGCUGCUGUGUUGCAUCUUCCAAGAAUUGCAAGUGAUCACUCUCCAAUCCUCCUAAACACCUGCAGACAUGUGGCUACUUCUCCACCCGAGUACAAUUUUGAGGCUUUAUGGCUAGCGCACCCUGAAUUCAUGGAUAAAGUUCGAGAAUGUUGGUCAGAAGAUGAGAAUGAAAGUAUUCAGUCUAAGUUAAGGAAGCUGGGGUCUUUUCGUCAAGCAUGGAGUAAAGGAAGAAUUGGUUGCAUCAAAUACAAAAUAACGAUUCUUAAAUCUAAAUUACUGAGAAUCCAAGGAUGGAGACCCACUGCUGCUAACAUUCAAAGAGAGAAACUAGUCAUGGCAGAACUGAAUGAAUAUCUUAUCAUGGAGGCUACAUAUUGGGACCAACGUAUGAAACAACAAUGGGCGAAAAAUGGCGAUCCUAACACAUGA